AUCUUCCCAGGCUUGCUCAACUCGUUGAUUUUGAUGAGAAGUCAUCUCAUCUGAGCUCUAUUGAGCCUUUCCAAGAAACUCAAUGGUCAAUUAUGUCAUACUGCAACGGUUUUGGUGAUCUGGUCAAACCGCGGGGUAAUUCCUCUUGAGCUGCUGGUUUUUAGGUACACCCAAUCAUCGGAAUGAAACACCAGCCAAAUUAGAAUACAUGGUUACGGCUACCAGAUAUGCUCUGGGUCUUUGAUGAGCCUGCCAAGGAACAUCCUUUUCCCCUUUUUGCGGGGUAUCUUAUCUGAUGAUCUGAUAAUUCUCACCGACAUGGGGUUUUAGUGUUCGGGGCUUUGCUGCGUUGCGUGGUCAGAUGGAGUCCCGAGGUUGGACCCUUCCGUCUUUCCUUUUCUUUCAUCUUUUUCGAGGGAUUCUCGCCACACCAAAGUGGAUGCAGGGCGUGCUGGAUUGAAUUAUCCAUUUCUGGCCGCCCGUACGUUCUUCGAAAUAAUUUAUAUCACAGCUUUUGUGACUCAAACCACCCCGCCCGAUGCCACUGGUCGCAGCUAUGCUCACGAGAAGCAACGGUGCGCGGAAGAAGGCGACCUCGGUAGUUCAGUCCUCAAUCUGUCGCGACCAGCAACGGCCAAAUCACACCACCAUAACGUCGGUGAUAUCAGUGUCUCAGCGACGUCACUUCUCCUCGGCUGAGAAUGGCGCAAAGCCCAGCCGAAGCCACCCUUCUGCUGCCGAAGCAAAGCAGAAGAGAGAGUCAGACAGGGAGUUUUUGAUUUCAGUACUGGAGUCGUCGGCGACCAAGCGGGAUGCAAAGGCAUACCUUCAGACCUAUGGGUCAUCGAAAGCCAGAGCGGUGCCAAAGGAAUCACCAGCUUUUACCGCCCUUGUGAGCGACAAAGCAAUCCCAGAAGCCAAGGAUGUGUCAUUUUUCGUCCAAGGCUCCGUUCCAGUGGAAUCUCUAGAGGCCGAUGAAGUACCACGUGUGGCGAUUGUGAAGCUUCGCGAGCCUCAGACGUGGGAUGACACUUUACUGGGUGGCGUCGCUAAGACGCUCACCCGGCUGCGAGAUCUGGGUCUUCGAAGUGUUGUUGUUCUCGAAUGCAGCACAGAGAAAAGCUCAGUUCUGGAUUGGAAAGAUGUGGUGACGCAACAAACAGACCGACUUCAGAAAGCCAUUCAAAAGUAUGGCACACCAGGCGCGGAACUUGUUGAUGGAGGCAUCUGGAAACGGAGUACAACUCCACCAAGCGCUUCGUCUCUUGGUCAUACUAAGCUCUCCGUUGGCUUUGGGCAGGCAUUCACCGCGCCGCUCAGGCAUGGCCAUAUCCUAGUGGUCCCCUCUCGGGCAGUGGUCGAAGAGACUCUAGAGCACACGGCGGCUGACGCAAAUGAAGUGAUCUUUGCUUUGGCCAAAUACUUUGCUGGGCUUCAGGUCAAUGCUGGCCAAAAUCAAACCCGGACCGCUGUGGUAGACAGGGUGAUCAUCAUCGACCCCUUUGGUGGAAUUCCCGCUAGGAACCUGGGCGAUGGCGCGCGGGUAUUUAUCAAUCUCGAAGAACAGUUCAACAGCAUCAAGGCGACCCUGAGUGCAGCGGAACCACAGGAUAACGGGAGCCCAAUACCUGGUAUCUCAGGCAACCCGAAAGCUUCACACAUCGAAAACCUAGAGCUCGUCAAGAACAUACUAGCAAUCCUGCCCUCGACAGCUUCCGCGGUCAUAACCAGCCCAAUCGAAGCCGCAAACCUACAGUCGAAUCCAGCAUAUGAUAUCAGAAGAGACGCCGAGGAGGCUAUGGCAGGUGAAGUCAAAACACGAAGAUGGCAGAAUCCCAUCAUUCACAACCUUCUCACCGACCGGCCGAUAUACUCGGCGUCUCUACCCAUCGGCCGGAUCAAAUCAACGACAAAUGGUACAUACCAAAGGUCAUCCCGAAUGCCCACCACAACCCUGGCGAAGAAAGGGCUCCCCGUUACCAUCUUCCCCGACACCCGCACACGGUCCUGGAAACCACCUAAACCGGGCACCCCCCGCCUGAAACUAACAGAUACGUGCGUCGACCUCCCCCGACUCAUCCACCUCAUCAACGACUCCUUCGACCGCAAGCUAGACGCAGAGCACUACCUCAACCGAGUCCAAGACUCCCUCGCAGGUAUCAUCAUCGCCGGCGAGUACGAAGGCGGUGCGAUCCUCACCUGGGAACGACCAUUCGGGCUUGACGAGGAGACAGCGUACAACUCGGGUAGAUUAGUGCCCUACCUGGAUAAGUUUGCCGUGCUGAAGAAGUGUCAAGGGGCGGGAGGUGUGGCAGAUAUUGUGUUCAAUGCCAUGGUGAGGGAUUGUUUCCCGAAUGGGGUGUGCUGGAGGAGCAGGAAGGAUAACCCGGUGAAUAAGUGGUAUUUUGAGAGGAGCAGGGGGGUGAGAAAGUUGCCCGGGAGUAACUGGGCGAUGUUUUGGACGACGCCGGAGGCCGCGGUGAAGGAUCAGGUCAUGGAGGACUAUGAGGAUGUUUGUAGGGGUGUUGUGCCGAGUUGGGCUGAUUCGAAAGCGGCGGAUUGAAAGGUGACGGUUACAUAUGGAGAAUGAUAAGAACUUAUCUAGCAUACCAUACUUCAACAACUGCAUUUCGAGUAUAUCGAUGCCGAUGUUUCAAGUGGAAAGUAUUUACCAUGGACUUCAUGCUGCCGAGGAUACACAAAUCACUUGUCAUUUAUAUACAUAUAUAUCG
This is a messenger RNA of Podospora bellae-mahoneyi, 2732 nucleotides long. It is a transcript of the gene ARG2, whose product is annotated as Amino-acid acetyltransferase, mitochondrial. Gene Ontology annotation, biological process: L-arginine biosynthetic process; L-ornithine biosynthetic process. The coding region runs from base 539 to 2563 and encodes 674 amino acids. Gene Ontology annotation, cellular component: mitochondrial matrix. The record is from RefSeq and is a predicted model, not a curated record. The transcript has 2 exons. Gene Ontology annotation, molecular function: L-glutamate N-acetyltransferase activity, acting on acetyl-CoA as donor. NCBI's taxonomy places the organism in Eukaryota, Fungi, Ascomycota, Sordariomycetes, Sordariales, Podosporaceae.